AUGUAUUGGCUUCUAGCCCUUCUACUUACUCUCCUGGUUGUCUAUGUUGCCCUCAGACCGUCCACCAAGUCUAACCUCCCAGACGGUCCUCGAGUACUUCUCAAUGAGAAAGACCGCCGCACCAAACUUCACCUCUACCUCGCUCUGUGGGCAAAAACAUACGGAGACUUCUUCUCAUACCGGAUAGGUCACUCUACGGCAAUCGUGCUCAGCAGCAUGCAAGCUAUUGAGGAGCUACUGAUCAAGAAGGGUCACAUUUACAGCUCGCGCCCGACGAGUUCGUCCCAGGCAGACAUCAUUACCGGGAAGGCAAGGAUUGUGAAUAUGCCAUAUGGAGAAGAGUUCAGGAACGCAAAGAUCUUCCUCCCUUAUCAGGAGUAUGAGAGUCGCCAAACUCUGAGAAACCUGCUGCACAGUCCUGACCUCUUCUACUCGGAAAUGUCGCGGUACUCGGCCAGUGUGACGUUCUCGCUUUUAGUUGGCGCUCGCUUUGACCGCUCGGAUGCUUUCCUCCCUACGAUAAUUGGUGAAAUGAUGCAGAAAUUUUUUAAUAAUAUCACGCCGGGAGCCUGGGUUGUCGACCUCUACCCCUUCCUGGACUAUCUGCCUGGAUUCCUUGCUCCCUGGAGGUCCCAAGCAUACUCUAUUCAUCGGGAGUUGCGCAACUUCUGGAACGUCUUCUUCCAUUCUAUCGAAGAGCGAGUUAAGGAAGGUACUGCGCCGGACUGCUUUCUGAGCAGAUUUAUCCAAGACCCCGAAUCACAGCAUCUGAGUGAGAUUGAACGGAUCACUGUGGCGGCCGAGCUCCUCACGGCGGGCACCGAGACGACAGCAACGACCUUGCAAUGGUUUUUCAAGGUGUGUGCUAUACAGUCGGAGUGGAUUCCCGAAGCCCAAAAGGAGCUGGAUACUGUCGUUGGGAGAGAUCGCUUGCCCGAUUUCAGUGACAGGGAAAGUCUGCCAUACAUUACAGCUGUGGUUUCGGAACUUCAUCGAUGGGCAUCCGUCACACCGUUGGCGUUCUUCCAUGCCACCUCCCAGGACGAUACGUACCGCGGCACCACCAUUGCCAAAUCCACAGUGGUAAUCCCGAAUACGUACGCUGUGCAUCACUCGGAUGAGUACUUUGCGAACUCGUCUGCGUUUCUUCCAGGACGGUGGCUUUCGCCCGAAGACCCACGGCACGUCCACGACGGUGCAAAGACGGCCAAUCACCUCGCAUUCGGCCUCGGGAGAAGAGAAUGCCCCGGCAAGCAUGUUGCGGACUCGAGCCUGUUCAUUGUUAUUAGCCGGAUUCUGUGGGCCUUUGACAUUGAACGUGACAACCCUCCUCCAAGCGAUGAAACAGCCUCUGUCACGGGAUCAUGUCGGGAAUUGAAGACGGAAAGCUCGAGCUAA
Molecule: messenger RNA, 1398 nt
Organism: Fonsecaea monophora
Lineage: Eukaryota; Fungi; Ascomycota; Eurotiomycetes; Chaetothyriales; Herpotrichiellaceae
Exons: 7
Coding region: 1-1398 (465 amino acids)
Molecular function (GO): iron ion binding; oxidoreductase activity, acting on paired donors, with incorporation or reduction of molecular oxygen; heme binding
Source: RefSeq, a predicted model, not a curated record